Messenger RNA from Toxoplasma gondii ME49, 309 nucleotides. RefSeq lists its product as hypothetical. Lineage: Eukaryota; Apicomplexa; Conoidasida; Eucoccidiorida; Sarcocystidae. The record is from RefSeq and is a predicted model, not a curated record. Bases 1 to 309 code for a protein of 102 amino acids. The transcript is spliced from 2 exons.
AUGAUUGUCUUCGAAUACCUCAUGCUCCGAACUGUUAUACAGAACAGUGGGACAAACGAGGCGUAUACGAAUGGACUGAACGACCUCCUUCCCGCUGAGACGUGGAGACAGAAUUUUCUCGACUUCAGCGUUUCUUUGGGCCCGGCGUCGUACUGUCUGCUUGCCCUCGUUCCUCUUCUCUUUCUCCAGCGUCUCUGCCUGUCUGGUCUUCGAGAAAUCAGAGAGAAGCAAGAGUUCACGUACCUCCACCAUAGAUACCUAGACCAGAAUUUCUUUUCCACGCAGCAAAAAAUACAAGCUUUCAUUUGA